AUACACACUUAUUUUUCAGUGGGCAUUGCAUAUACUCGCUUCUUAGUCCCCACAAUGUGUGUUGAAGUAGUAUAGGGGAGGUAUACGCUGUAUCAAUGAAUACGGCUGAUGGAACAGAUCAGAAUGUUUAGCUUAAAAUGUUGAUAGACUAUUAUUUCUUCAUAUUUUAGGUGCCGCAAUGUGCUCAAGGCUGUAGGAUAUACACUAAUGUUCCAAAAUGGAAUUUGCGGGAAAACUCUGUUCUAAAAUGCACACAGGGUUUAAUGGGCAGAGAUGGAAAUAUCAGUUAGACAUUUUUAAAGAGGCAAGAUCUAAAGGUGCAACAAUAAUCAUGGGUUGAUAAUAUGACUAGGAUAAUGCCUUUGGCUGCUAGACAAUGGAAGGAAGUUGAAAGAAAACCAAUAGAACAGGAGAAUGCAUAUGAGGAAGUCUUUAUAAAAUAAUUACCUCCACAUUUCUAUGAUUUCAAACAAUGAAGGAACACUAAAAAUAUAGUGAUGCUAAUGAUAGGCCUAAACAUCUUCUGGUAGAUAGUCUUUCCCAAAAACCUUCACAAUUAAAUGUUAACUAGCUACAAAGUAGCCUAUGCCUACCUGGCAGAAUGAUGCAUUAAUCCAGUGGCCAUUUGUUUUCUCCAUCUCAUGUGCUACAGAAACACUGCUAACAAAGCAGCAGUGCUUGGUGUCAGUUCACUUGAAUUAAAGGAUAACUACACUCAAAAAUACAAAUGUCUUAGAUUUUUCCCAGACCUCAAAAAGGGGUCUCUGGAUGUGGUUAAAGCAUUGUUAUGGUCUUAGAACAUCCAAUUGUGUUUUUCUAUUUUGAAAAAUGUACUUUGAGAGCUUAAACCCUUCUAUUAGCCUACUUGCACAGUACAGAUUGGGUUGGCCUGAUUGUGAAAGACCAAUAUGGGAUUUAUCAUAUUAGUCCAUUCAAAGUGUGUCACAAUUUCUCAUAGAAUUUUUCACACAUGGCGCCUUUCCUUCACCUUGUGGGCCUUUUUGGUAAAUUUCUGGCAAACUUGAGUAUACCCACUUCUCCAGUCACCACUACACUCACUUCAUGCUUGCACGUGCACCCACACAAAUUAAAAUGUUGGAUAAGGAAAGAGGAAACAAUGAAUUUAUUGUACGUUUGGGCGUAUAUAAAAUAUCAGUGUAGAAAUCAGGGAUUUUGAAGAUGUGGUAUAAAACUGAAAACAUCUGUAACAUGGGUUUUCAGUGUUUUUUGUAAAGAAAAAAAUAAAGGUAUUUCAAAGAGCUGUCUUUAAUUGAACUAUUUCUGACCUUUUCGAUGUCUAAAACAACAUAUUUAUUGGAAAUGUAGCUCGCUAAGUAUUCUUGGGGUAUUCCCCAUCUAUUUCAGGCGCACAUCUCUAGCCAAACUUCGCUGUGGUCCGGGUCCGCUGAAUGAUGACGCAAUCAACUUGCGCCACUUGUAGAUAUUAGCAGCUAGUCACAGAUGAGCUUGCUAGCAUUUUACAGCAGAAGUCACAAUAGUGACUCGAGGCGGAAGAGACGUCAAUAUUUGUAGCUGACUAGCUAGCUGCUACAAUAUUACCUACCGAACUUUUAGUUAAUUGUGUGUGGCUAGUGUUACUGCCGAAUAUAAGGACAAGACUCAGAUAUCAACGAUUUGCUGUAUCGUUAUUUAAUACGGGGCAGACCACUUCACUCAUUCCUCCUUUUAAAUCUAGAAUAUCAACACCACAAAGAUGGAGGCGCUCCAUGCCCACUGCAUGAAGUGUGUAAACCGGAGGUGUAUGAUCCGCCCAGAGACUGGUGUGUCCUGUGAUCUCAUUGGCUGCCCUCUCGUCUGUGGAGCCGUCUUCCACUCCUGCAAAGUGGAGGAGCAUCAUUUAUUAUGCCCGUUUGAAAGAGUGCCUUGCCUCAACACUGGAUUCGGGUGCCCUUUCACUAUUGCUCGGCUCAAAAUGGCUGAACACCUAGAGACGUGCCCGGCCAGUGUGGUGUGUUGCACCAUGGAGUGGAACCGUUGGCCUGUGAGCUAUUCAGACAGGAAGUCCUAUGAGUACCUGAGCAAUGUUGAAGUGGUGGAGCAGCUAGACAUGGCCCUGGCUCUCCAAGAUCAGAGGAUGCUACUGGAGUCCCUCAGAGUCACCACCAACACGUCAAAUAACGGAUAUAAUAAACCAGCUGUGGAAACAAAUGAAAAGAUGGCCGAUGUCGUGUCAAGUGUACCAGAGACUGCAGUUAGUAAUGGAAUGGUUGAAAUGGAUGAGGCUGCUGCUUUGACUAAUGGAGUGAUUGAAAUGGAUGAUGAGGAGUCCUAUAUUUCGGUACACAAAAAGAACUUAGCAGCGACCUUGGAAGUUCUCAGAAGUGCAAAGGACGUCAACUUGAUCAAUGGAAUUAUAAAUGGGGAAAAAACAGAGCGAAAUGGGGUUCUCCAUAAUGGAGAGAACAGUGAUGACUUGAAGAAUGUAGAGAUGAAGGAGAGCGGCACACAGUUGGACUGUGAGCUCGGAGCAGUGGGCGGAGUGUCUGUGGACUGUGGAGUCGGAACAGGCAGACAGGGAGAUGAGAGCCACUGGAUAGAGCUCGAUGAACUAACCAAGUCUUCAGAGGAGGUGGAGAAGGACGGCAUGAUGGGUCUAGCAGAGGUGGGUCGUCCUUCUCUCAGUAACGGUUUCCACCAUACAGGGGACGACCACAAUCACUUGAGACGACGUGAGCGGAUGGAUCUGAGCAGAUCUCCACCCAGACGCUCAGAAGUCAACAGGUCUUCAGACUUCAGGCCGGUGAUGCCUUAUCUCUCCAUGCCUAAUAUAGUAGCACCACGGGAGCCCUCUGGGCCCCACCCUCCACCACUACCCAUCCACCUGCCUCUUCCCAUGCCUCUCCCUAAUCUGGAACCCUACAACGUGCUCCAGCACCUGCCCUUAGAGAUCGAAGAUAGGUGGCUGGAGAGGAAACUACAGAACCUCCAGGUGCUCCGAGGGAUGAGUGUGUUUACGUUUAACGGGCGCAGGGCUAUGAUGUCUGAUCCCUAUUUGUUCAGAGCUAAAAUGGAGGACAAGUCAGUGGACACCUCAGACCUGGAGGUAACUGACGAUCCAUUGGGGCUCCAUGGGAUAGACCUGAUCACGGCAGCGCUGCUUUUCUGCCUGGGUGAUUCCCCCGGGGGCCGCAGCAUCUCAGACAGCAGGUUUGUAGACGGUUAUCGCGUCGACUUUGGUACCCAGACCUUUUCCUUCCCCUCGGCAAUACUGGCCACUAACACCAUGGUGGGGGACAUCGCCUCAGCGUCGGCCUGUGAUCACGCCAGCCCGCAGCUUUCCAACCCCAGCCCCUUCCACACCCUCAGACUGGACCUGGUGCUGGAGUGCGUGGCCCGCUACCAGACCAAGCAGCGCACCAUGUUCACCUUUGUGUGUGGACAGCUGUUCCGCAGGGAUGAGUUCUCCUCGCAUUUCAAAAACGUUCACGGGGACAUCCACGCCGGCCUGAAUGGCUGGCUGGAGCACCGCUGUCCCCUGGCCUACUACGGCUGCACCUACUCCCAGAGACGCUUCUGUCCCUCUGUGCAGGGCUCCAGAAUCAUCCACGAUAGACACCUGGGCUCGUUCGGGGUGCAGCCGGGUAUGCCUCCCCAGUUUGGAGAUAAAACUCUCCCCAGGAAUGCCUGUCGGUUCGGCUCCUCCUGCGACCACCUGAGCUCCCUGCCCUUCGAGGUGCAACAGUAUGUGGCUAGUUUUCUGGAUGGCUUCAGCCUGUGCCAGCUGUCCAGGGUCUCACGUACCAUGAGGGAUGUGUGUGGCAGCUUACUCAAGUCCAGAGGCAUGGUGGUGCUUCUCUGGGAGAACACACGACGGGCAGAUGGGUCUUCCUCAUGGCAGAUCCAAAACAAGGUGUGGCGAUUCAGUACGGCUUUCGGUACGGUGAACGAGUGGAAGUUUGCCAACAUCGCCAAUAUGGCCGAACAUCUGAAGAAGUGCAAGUUUAACACCAUCACCCGUCGGGACGAGGCAAUCCCUCUGCCCUGCAUGUGCUUCACCAGAGAGCUCACCAAAGAGGGACGCUCACUGCGCUCAGUCCUCAAGCCAGUAUUAUGAGUUGCCCUAUAACAGGGUUGGAGUCCAUGGGUAUGUCUGAAUUGGUAGUCUAUUCCCUAUAUAUAGUGCACUACCUUUGAACAGGGGCCAUAGAUAUAGAGCGGCAGGCAGCCUAGCGGUUAAGAGCAUUAAGCCGGUAACUGAAAGGUCGCUGGUUCGACUAUGUGGAAAAUCUGCACUUAAGCAAGGCACAUAAUUGCUCCUGUCAGUCGCUCUGGACAAGAGUGUCUCCUAAAUUGCUAUUAAAUUGAAAUGUAGGAAUAAGGCUGCCAUUUUGGACGAUGCCCCUUUAAUUUCAGUCCAUUCAGGAAGUUUUUACUGAAUUGAAAUGGACUCCCAACCCUGCUUUUUUCCAGCCUUGACAGAAAGAACCUGAAUUGUUUUCAAUGCCACUUUGUAAUGUCAUAUUGUUACCAAUGUACUGAAGAGAUUAACUUUUACAUACUCUGUCAAUGUGUAAAUAAAACAAAUGUUACUUUAUUUUUAUAUGAAUAACUAGCAAAGUCAGUACUGUGCCACGUUGACAAAGAAAGAAAGUGGAGCCUUAUGAUAAACACUUGCUUUCUGGUCAUACGAGGGUUCUGACGAAGACCUUUUAAAGAGAUUUUUCACAGACUCCCAGCUAGAGCGAUUUACAACAUCUUAUUGUCGUGCACGGUUUUACAUACUUAGGGUCAUCAUGGUUUGAGUUGGCGGAUAAUGUCAUUACCUUAUCUGAAUCUUAAGAUUCAGACCAAACUUAAUGUCCACACUACAGGCCAUUAUCAGAAUGGAACAUUUUACUAUGUAGCUAUUUAACUCUACAACCAGUAUCAGACCGGGCAACAAUGUUGGCUGGUUAAAUGAAGGGUGAUUGGUUGUCUUUUAUCUAUUUUCCUAAUUUGAGAAAUGGUACUUCUGUGAAAACCAUUUGUGUGAAUACUAGUUAUUGGAUCUGUUUGAGUCCAGUGAAUCCUGCAGGUCAGGGAACGUGGGCAUACCGUCGCUUCUGGGGAUGAGAGUUGAUCAGUAUUGAAACUGAUCAUGGCAACUAAUAAUCAUGGUCCUGUCAUUUUAGUGUUAAUCUAUAUAUUUUCCUCUUGGCACUACGUAGACACUGCUCAGAAGUUGCCUGCUGUGUCUCAGGGUUUGUAAAACAUGCCUACCUCCAAAAUAAGACCCUAUUCCCCUAUAUGGUGCACUACUUUUGACACGGGCCCAUUUUAGGGCUCUGGUCAAAAGUAGUGCACUAUAAAGGGAACGGGGUCCCAUUUGGGAUGCAGACAAGACGCUGUAUCAAUAAGUGCUGGCCAUUACUUGUACUGUAUUGCCUGCUUCACACGACAGGUUCCACCCAAACUGUACUGUACAGCUCUGCUUGGUUUUUGGUUUGGCUCUAGAGUUUAAAUCGGGCUCAUGUGUAAAAGAUACACCAAUCUACCAGUAUUCACAUGGAACAGUCACUUUAAAGUCAUGGUUAUAGAGUGGGGUUAGUCAGGACUGAUAUACCGGUCAGUAUUAUUGUGUUUUAUGGCGGUGUUGGUACUGACACAUUAAAUUCCAUGUCCUCAAUAGAUCUAAUUAUCAAUAACCUACCUAUCGUUUGACUUGAUUUUUCUCUGAGUUGAAAGUCUGUUUUGGAUUUGGAAGUGUGUAGAACAAGAUUUAAUUAUUCGGACAGAUUGUGCUGUAGAAAUGAAGGCGGGGAUUCAAUCCGAUCAUGAGUUGUAGACAAUGCAGCUUUUAAAGGCUAUGUUCUGAGCUAGCAAUCCUGAUAAACGCUGCAUAUAUUGUUUCAAUUAAAUGGUACAUUGUCGACAAAGCGUAACCGGAUUGGAGUCCAGCCUUAAUUCAUGGGUUUAAGAUUCUGUUGUAGAAAUUGAGGGCCAGACUUCUUAAGGGCAUAGUUUGCAUCCUGUUUAAAAAAAAAAAGAAAAAAAAAGUAAAAGACAAAUCACUUUAUUUGACCUUAAGUUCUUCUUCUCUGAAUCCCUGUACAGUUUAUUCUACAGUUGUAUUCCAUUUGGGGGGGGGGGGGAGAGACCGGUGCAAACUUUGCAUGGUUGAAAACAUGAUUAGCACCCCAGAUGGAUAGUUAAACAUUUUUUUGUGUGAGUUAACUUCCAAAAUAUGCAUCAGUCCUGCGUGUGUUUUGUGAUAUUUAAUUUGUAUUGUCAGAACUCAACUCUUUUUGUAUUCUUUCAUGCAACCCUUUUUUUUAAUGUCCUUCUAUUAUCUGGUGUAGUUUCUAAUCUGAUGAACAUGCCACAAAUAUUAGACUGUUCAGAGGAUGCUAUGGUUUAACCUAUUGAUCAUCCCCACAUUAUUGCCUGGUCCCAGAUAAGUUUGUGCUUUUUAGCCAAGUCAGAUGGUUAAAUUCCAAUGACUGUAUGCAAAACGGCAUAAACAGAUCUGAGACCAGGCAAACCAUUUUCUUCCCCCUGCAUGUGAGUGAAGAGAUUAACAGUCAUUCUUAACCUGAUUUAUCCAUAAAAUGUAAGGUUAUGUUUCCUCUACAAUAACCCUUUUAAAGGUUGUGUGUGUAUUGAGCCUGGAUACACUGGGCCUAUGUAGUUCUGUCUCAACUCUUCAUAUUUGGUUUGUCUUACUACAUUUGUAUGGUACAUCUGCAACAAUGAGAUCACACCAAGUUAUAGCUUUAAACAAGGUGUCUUACCACUGUUUUACAAUGUUUUUGUUUCUUGUUUUAGCCGCCCAGGUGUAUAAAGGUCCUUCACAUACUGUGUAUCAUCUAGAUCAUUUUCAUCACCAAUAAACAUUUGUUUUCAUUA
Messenger RNA from Oncorhynchus masou masou (cherry salmon), 6846 nucleotides. Its product is annotated as F-box only protein 30-like. The record is from RefSeq and is a predicted model, not a curated record. The transcript has 3 exons. Bases 1715 to 4075 code for a protein of 786 amino acids. Gene Ontology annotation, molecular function: ubiquitin protein ligase activity; protein binding; zinc ion binding. Lineage: Eukaryota; Metazoa; Chordata; Actinopteri; Salmoniformes; Salmonidae.